GGAGCAGGAGGAGGAGAAGGAGGAGGAGGAGGAGGAAGGGAACCGGCUCGGCCCAGGCCUCCAGCCCGUGCGGGAGAGCCCCCCGGGGGCGGGCCGCGGCGGCAUGCGGCUCCUCGGCCGGCCCGGCCCGUUCCGCAGCACGCCCCUGGCUGCCCGGCCGCCGGGGAGGGUCAGAGCGGGGCCGGCGGCGGGGAGGCGCGCCUUCGCCCGCGGGCGGCUCGGCGGCACCAUGGCAGAGGAGGCCAAGAGGCUGGCCGCCUGCGCGGCGGUGGACAAGCACGUCCAGAACAAUCAAGUUCUUGGGAUUGGCAGCGGUUCUACAAUUGUCCAUGCGGUGCAUCGAUUAGCUGAGCGGGUUAAAGAGGAGAACCUAACAAUUGUCUGCAUCCCUACAUCUUUUCAGGCCCGUCAGCUGAUCCUGCAGAACGGCUUAACACUAAGUGACUUGGACCGACAUCCAGAGCUUGACGUUGCCAUCGAUGGAGCAGAUGAAGUGGACUCUCAUCUCAACCUUAUCAAAGGUGGCGGUGGUUGCUUGACGCAGGAAAAGAUAGUUGCAGGAUAUGCAAAAUGCUUCAUCGUUAUUGCUGAUUACAGGAAAAAAUCGGAGAGCCUCGGUGAGCAGUGGAAGAAGGGAAUUCCUAUUGAAGUCAUCCCCAUGGCUUACGUCCCUGUCACCAGAGCCCUGACCAAAAACUUCGGAGGUGCUGCAGAGCUGCGGAUGGCUGUUAGCAAAGCGGGCCCCGUGGUGACAGACAACGGGAACUUCAUCCUGGACUGGAAAUUUGACAAGGUUCAUGAAUGGAGUGAAGUGAACACAGCUAUAAAAAUGAUACCAGGUGUGGUGGAGACAGGGCUCUUCAUCGACAUGGCAGAGGUGGUGUACUUUGGCAUGGAGGACGGCUCGGUCAGCGUGCGGGAGAAGCAGCCUCGCUGAUGCCAGCAUGCUGCCUGCUCUGUUUCACCUUCGGCCGGUUUGAUUCAGCUGUUAUAACGGUGCCAACCUGAUGUUUUGCCUUAACGAGCAGCGGUUAUCAAAGAAGACGGAUGGGAAGUUGAUCAGAAUCCGCUGAUGUGAUACUGAAUGUCUUUUUUUAAAAACAAACAAAAAAAUUAUAUUCUAUUUCUAUAUAUAUAUAUUUUUACUUUACAGGAAUGUUGUCUUUUUUUAAAGAACCAUUUAAACAAAUUGCUUUAACAUUUUUAUUUUAUUUUAUAAGAAAUACUUACCAAAAAGAAUACUCUUUAAUUUGUGGGUGGGCUUUUUUUGUUUGUUUGUUUGUUUGUUUUUUUUUUUGAAGAGAACUUGAACCCUUCUGGUUGCUGAUAGUGCUUACUGAUUGAGGCCAGAAAUACAAUCCUAAUGCAUUGUUCCUAACCACCCUGGCUGGGAGGGUGAAGCACAUAACGGGAGCACGUCCAGUCGGGACCUGCUGAUGCCUUAUUUGGAACCUUUUUGGUUCAGUAUUUUAUGCCUUUUAUUUUUCUAUACCACUGUUUUUAAUAGUUCAGGAUGUCUAGUUGUCCUCUGUGCACAUGGCAAUUCUCUGAGCCUAGAGUGGUCUCUACAUCCCUCUGUCUGGGACGUUAAUAAGGGCCUUUUCUGGGACUCUGUAUGGAGGAGAUUCUCAUCCUUUGAGCCAAAUUCUGCUCUCCGUUAAUUCAGUACCUCUGAUUAAAGUCUGUUCCUGUAGCUGGAGAUGUUUGGGACUUUGUCCUUGUAAACCGAGAGCAGAACUGGGUCCUUGCUGAAGUUUACAGAAGCAUAUUUGAGCAGCUUCGGGCAGCGUGGAAUACUGUUCAGUGGCAAAUUAUUUGAUUUGGAAUGAAGGUUAAUUAUCACCCCUCGCAGCUGGUUGAUUUGUGGAAGGAUAGAGCAGAACGCACAGGAAAACUGAGUCUUCCUGCCUAAAUUUUCCACAUGUAGCAGGAGAGAGACACUUGUUCAGUUUCUUGUUCUUGGUGUAUAGGUGCUUUGCAUGGUUCUGGUUUCAAAAUGCAAGCCCUCUCUGUGUUGUAGACACUGAAAUAAAGAGUUGUUAUACCAGA
Messenger RNA from Chroicocephalus ridibundus (black-headed gull), 2049 nucleotides. It is a transcript of the gene RPIA, whose product is annotated as ribose 5-phosphate isomerase A. Gene Ontology annotation, biological process: D-ribose metabolic process; pentose-phosphate shunt, non-oxidative branch. The coding region runs from base 104 to 937 and encodes 277 amino acids. NCBI's taxonomy places the organism in Eukaryota, Metazoa, Chordata, Aves, Charadriiformes, Laridae. Gene Ontology annotation, cellular component: intracellular membrane-bounded organelle. The transcript has 9 exons. The record is from RefSeq and is a predicted model, not a curated record. Gene Ontology annotation, molecular function: ribose-5-phosphate isomerase activity.